This is a messenger RNA of Nerophis lumbriciformis (worm pipefish), 2277 nucleotides long. Its product is annotated as programmed cell death 1 ligand 1-like. Gene Ontology annotation, cellular component: external side of plasma membrane. Gene Ontology annotation, biological process: T cell costimulation; negative regulation of T cell proliferation; cellular response to lipopolysaccharide. Lineage: Eukaryota; Metazoa; Chordata; Actinopteri; Syngnathiformes; Syngnathidae. The record is from RefSeq and is a predicted model, not a curated record.
UCAUGCCAAAUGUCUUCCCCCUACAAAAACCUCCCUCCCCCCAUUUACUUUCGGGGUCAUUUUCUCUUACGUCAUUUCCUCUGACGUCAUUGACAGCGAUCGAUAGAAUCCAAAUGGUGGUGUCACUGAAUGACAUUUCCAGGGGACUUGUGUCAAACACCAGCAGGCUUGGAAACAUUCCAGGCGGAGUGUUAGGGCCGCUGCUGGGAACUUCUGUCUUCGUGGUAACGUGCAAAAAAUAUGAAUGAAUAUAUAAUACUGUACUUUAAAUCAACAUUAUUGUUGAAACCAUUUCACUACAAUAUUGUGUGUCAAAGCCCAAGUGUUAUCGAUCGCUGUCAAUGACGUAAGAGGAAAUGACGUAAGUAAGAGGAAUUGACGUAAGAGGAAAUGACCCCGGAAGCGGAAAAUUUGAUCCCACGACGUCAUCCGCGUCAUGCUUUCUCGUGCUCCGCACUUUAUUAGACGCACGCCGGACACGCCCCCUCAGCACACCUGCUUGGAAGAUACUACAUGAAGGUCUACAUGAACCGCUUCCUUGUCCUCAUUUUGCAACUCCUGUUCCAAAGUUGUGUCCAAGCCAUCUUCUUCACCACCGAGGUGGAGCGGGCGUCGUACGCGGCCGAGCUCGGAGAGGACGUCCUCAUGGCUUGCCGGUUCUUCCCUUUGCCCCCGAACCCCCCGCAGGACGUGAUCGUGUCCUGGUUUUGGAUGGCCUCGGACUCUGUGCGGGAAGUGUGCCGGCUAGAUAACGGGGUGGAGCAGGUUGGAACGCAGCAUCCCGACUUCAGGGGCCGGGCCAGGCUUCUCACGGAGGACAUUAAAGAUGGCUGGGCCAAACUGCAGGUGUCCAGGCUUGGCAUCCAGGACUCGGGGACAUAUCAGUGCGUGGUGAAGACCAGCGAGGGGGCGGACUACAAGGACAUCAAGUUGUCUGUAACCGCGCCUUACAAGACGGUGAGCAAACACAUCCGCAAGUCGGCCGAGGGGGCGGAGCUCGUGCUCAGCUGCCAGUCAGAGGGGUACCCGGAGUCGGCAGUCAGCUGGCAGGACGGUGGCCGGCGAGAUCUUGCGGCCAACACCACCGUGCGGCCGACGCAGGAGCGCCUGUUCCGGGUCAGCAGUCAGAUACGUGUGACGUCGCUGCAGGAGAACAACUACACAUGCAGCUUUGACGAAGGCGGCUCCUCGGCCACAUUCCUCAUUCCAGAUGACGUGCAGAUACACGCCCCCGAAGGCGUAACUUUAUUUCGGGCCCUGCUGGGCGCCGGUAUUGUCAUCGCAGUCAUCUGCCUGCUGGCUUUCGUGACGCAGCGACGGAAAAAAGAAUUUAGCAGAAAAGACAAGAAGCUAAAGGACAAAGAAGAAAAGAUCUUUUGGAAACAAGAUUGCAUGGAGGGCUUUUGGAACGCUGGUCGCUCAAAGCCCCGCCUCCAAAAACACUUGGAAGAGGACGACGCCAUGUCCACAGCUUCCCUGGCGGGCUAAAGAGCACGCUGCUACACCUCCCACUUUGACCUGAAGACUUGCGGGGCUUGUCCCCAUGUAAACACAGAAAUGUGACUUUAGUUUUUUUGAAUAGUUGUGAGAUGUCACACAGUUGGCACAUUUCCUCCAAAUGGUGACUGAGAGAAAAUGUAUUUUGCUCGCAUCAUGAAAGUAUUAGAUGACAAAGUGAAAUAUUUGACUGAGUCACCAAAAUAGUUUGCCCAUUUCAACUUGUACGUAUGCAGUAUGAGUAAUACUAGUAGUGACGUGUGUACUAGGAAUGAUAAUAAUGAUAAAGAGGAGUGACUGUCAUAAAACAUUUGAGAAAAUAAACAUUUGAAAAAAAAAAUACAAUUGUUGCACUGAGAAGAGUAUUUUGUCAAGCAGCUAAAAAAAAGAAAAUAACGUUGUUGUACUAAAGCUUUUUUUUCACACUGAAUUUUUGUCAUGUCUGUGUGAUCAUGUUUUGUUUUAGUCAUGUUCGGUUUUGUUUUUGGACUUUUUGUGCACUUUUGUUUGUUUUGUCACCAUAGCAACCAUUAGUUUUCACUAAUUUCACGUUUUGAGUCACGCGCCUGUUUUCACUAAUCAUGUCUGUAGUAUUUAAGUUCAUUGUUUUCACUUUGUCUUUUUGGCGACACCCGCAUUCAUAACCCCUGACACACUCUUUAUCGUCACUCUGCAUAAAUGCCAUGUUCACAGUCCGUUUUUGUUUCAUUGUUCACAGUUUCUGUCUUUGUGCAAGUUUUGUUUUCACUAGUAUUGAAUUAAAUCAUGUACUCCCCUUCA